Molecule: messenger RNA, 2339 nt
Organism: Sorghum bicolor (sorghum)
Lineage: Eukaryota; Viridiplantae; Streptophyta; Magnoliopsida; Poales; Poaceae
Product: transcription factor MYB2
Exons: 2
Coding region: 732-1901 (389 amino acids)
Biological process (GO): regulation of DNA-templated transcription
Cellular component (GO): nucleus
Molecular function (GO): DNA-binding transcription factor activity; sequence-specific DNA binding
Source: RefSeq, a predicted model, not a curated record
UGUUUAUUUCAGUGAUUGAGCGCAAAAGGAAGGAGGUGGUUCACCUCCUCUCAGCUCCAUCUCCAACAGAGAUGUGUACAUCCAACAAUUCGCCCAUCUCUCCAUGUCACUCCCCCUCUCUCGUCUAAUCCCAAUAGUGCAAGGGUGACAAAUUGUUCAGUCAAACACGCUUCAUGUAGCGAAGAAUCUAAAGGGUGGGCAGUGCUGUUUCAACAAAGCCUCCUCCUCCUCCUCCUCCUCUUUUCUCUCACACACUUGGAAGGUUUUGCCCCUUUUUGGUGUGUAACUGCGCUAGCACUACACUUGGCCUUCUUCCCCUUGCCUCCACCAAGCACAAGAAGCUAAGGUAGCUACCAAACCACUCUCCUGCAAGUCCUCAAAUCUUAGGACUUAGGAUCAGCAUCAGCUUCCCUCUCAUGAGGCAUCCCUGCAUAUGAUGGCCACAAGUCAUUAUAAAAGGGAAGCCACCAAUAAGUUCUCUCUGUCUCUGCAUGCAGCCAGGCCCCUCCUCUCAACUUGUUCUUCUUCUAACUGAUCAGCUGCUUCCUUUUCUUUUCCAAUCCUCCCUACGCCUACACACCCACCCACAACUUUAAGGUAGCUGCUAGCUAGUGCUAGUGCAUGGCUAUAUAUAUGCAUCUAUAAGUAGAGUAGGUUGCACCCUCCAAGGGGUUCAUCAUUCAUCAGUGUCAUCACCUUAGAAGGUGCAUGCAAGGAGACAGGCCACAAUAAUGUCUCAGAGGAAAGGGGCCUCCAUGGCUGCUGCAGUGACGAGCAGCAAGCACCAUGAGGAUCAGGAGAUGAUGAUGGAGCUCAGGAGAGGCCCCUGGACGCUUGAGGAAGACAACCUCCUCAUGAACUACAUUGCUUGCCACGGCGAGGGCCGCUGGAAUCUCCUCGCCCGUUGCUCCGGGUUGAAGAGGACCGGCAAGAGCUGCCGGCUGAGGUGGCUCAACUACCUCAAGCCUGACAUCAAGCGCGGCAACCUCACGCCGGAGGAGCAGCUCCUCAUCCUCGAGCUCCAUUCCAAGUGGGGAAACAGGUGGUCGAGGAUCGCGCAGCACCUGCCAGGGCGGACGGACAACGAGAUCAAGAACUACUGGCGGACGCGGGUGCAGAAGCAGGCGCGGCAGCUCCGGGUGGACGCCAACAGCGCCGUCUUCCGCGACGCCGUCCGCUGCUACUGGAUGCCGCGCCUGCUCGAGAAGAUGGCCGCCACGUCGACCGCGCACGACCUCCACGGCGAGCUGCUGCCGCCGGCGCCGCCGCUCCACCCCUCGCACGUCGUCGCCGGCAUGGCCUCUUCCUCCUCGCCGAUCCACGGCAGCCAUGACCAUGAGCAGGACCCGACGAGCAACGCGCCGGCGGGCAGCGGCUACUACCACCAGCGGUACCCGGUCGACCCGAGCCCGAGCACGUCGACGACGUCCGGGUCAACCUCGGCCGCCGCGCUCCCGCCGGUGCCCUGCUUCUCCGAACUGAGCUGGGUCGACCAGUACGGCUACGGCCCUUACAGUUACACCACCGACCUCGACGGCGCCGCGGGCGUGUCGUCGUUCGACGACGACUCGGCCGCGCUGGAGAGCCUCGGCCUGGACGGGCUGGACCUCGGGCCGGCCGAGGCCGACAGCGACGUGUUGUACUCGGACACGACGCUGCUGGACUACCUCAACUCCACAUGCGCCGGCGGCGGCACCAUGAUGACGAUGAUGGGCGGCGGCGUCGGCGGCGGUAGCGUCGUCCACAACAGCUGCGGCGGCGCCAUGGGCGGAUGCGGCGACGACGUCGCCGAGUACGGGCGCCCGACGUCGUCGUCGUCGUGGCGGACGGACGAGCUCGUGUUCCAGGCGUCGGCGAGGAAGCUCGGUGAUCAUCAGCAUCAAUGGGGAGGAGGAAUCUAGAAGCAAUCGAUCGAAUCGAGAGAGGUUGCUAGCUAGCUCACUAAAGCCUAGCUAGCUAUAGGCUAUAGCUAGAAGGAUGAAGAUGAUGAUGAUGAUGAUGGGCGCGCACAGCAGGUUGCUUCUUGCGACGUCUCUCUCCCAAAGCGAUGAUCGAGAUGUCACACUAGUUAAAUUAGUGGAGCUAGCUAGAUGCGUCAGUGGCGAUCCAAAAUCGACCUUAGCAGGCGAGCGACGUACGUACGUUCCGAUCGAUCGAUCGAGAUAUCUCUUGCUGUUAAUUUGAUCGAUCGUUCGAGAUCGUGGUUUGUGUAGUCGAGAUGUUGAGUUUGAUGGUGCACGUACGCAUGUAUGUAUGUGCGUACACGUGUUGUUGUGUUGUCACUUUUAUUGUUAGUGGCGCGUAUAAUUCACGUACAUGUGUGUGUGUGUGUUUCGUUA